UAUUUUCUAAGUUGACACGUUCUGAACAAAUGCUGCUUUUGGUUCUCGUCAAGACAGCAGCGUGCGGAAUCCAAGCCGCUUGACGAUGACACUGACGAUCUCUAGCUUGAACAUAGGCCAAUAACCUUACAUGUGAUACUAGCAUUCACAUGCUCUCACAUCAUCGUCUUUCAUUCAUUUACACACUCUAUUUUACUCACUUGAGAAGCUAGGAAUAAUAUACAGAUACCGGGGAUAAUCAAGCGACACUCACUCAACGCUUCUGGGCUUAUUUAGCUUGCACCUCGGUUCGAUCUUCUUCACUCAUUCAUACUUCGUUUAUUACUCACAAUACCAAUAAUCGCAAUGGCAUCGCCUUCGCUCCCCGACAGCUAUGCAACCCUCAACCUCCCAACCCUGCAGCUCUUCCAUCAUCCUCCCUCUUCCAAAGAAGUCACACAUGUCAUAGUCAUAAAGCUUCACCGUCCUGAAGCCCGUAAUGCAUUCACCGACACAAUGGCGGCUUCGCUCUCCCAUGCGCUCAACACACUCUCCGUUGAUCCUCGCGUUCGCGCUAUAGUUCUCACUUCGUCGGAUCCAAAGAACCGCAUGUACUGCGCAGGCAUGGACUUCAAUGAGGAGCAUGCGCUGGGGAAAGACGCCGCUGAUCAUCGCGACUCGGGUGGUAUUGUCACUUUACCUAUGUAUCGCUGCAACAAGCCUGUUAUCGUCGCUAUCAAUGGCUCUGCUGUUGGCGUGGGUAUCACAAUGACUCUCGGCGCCAACAUCCGCGUUGUGAGCCGCGACGCCCAGAUUGGCUUUGUGUUUGGUCGCCGUGGUUUCAGCAUGGAGGCAUGCAGCAGCUUCUUCCUCCCACGCCUCAUAGGAACCAGCCGUGCACUUCACCUCACCACCACUGGCGCUGUCUACCCUGCCACUCACAAGCUCUUUGACGGUCUCUUCAGUGAGAUUGUCGCACCUGAAGAGGUUCUUCCCACAGCGCUCAGGAUCGCGGAUGAGAUAGCGACCAAUGUAAGUGGUGUUUCUGCGCGAGUAAUGAAGGACAUGAUCUACAGGGGAGCCUCGUCGCCUGAGGAGGCGCAUUUACUUGAGAGCAAGAUAUUUUGGGACUUGUUCACAGGUAAGGAUGCGAAAGAGGGAAUGAAUAGCUUCUUGGAGAAGAGGAAGCCGGAUUUUACGGGGACUAUGGACAAGAAUGCGCCCAAAAUCUACCCUUGGUGGACGCCUGUUGAUAUUGCCAGGCCAAAGCUGUAGUGAUUCAUUGCUGGAAAUGCGUCUAUUGCUGUAUUUUAUGGUCACUUUGCUAUCUAUGCCUUACGAAUUGUACUCCGUUUGUUUUGGUGUAAACUCGUCACCAAACUUCUACAGAAUACUGCAUCGUGAUACCCAUAAAUCCAUUUCUCCUCAUCCCUUAGUGAGACACAUAUCUGCAUUCAUCUUCAACAAUAAGGUUCUGUCUCAUAACCCCAGAUUAAUGUCUC
Fusarium odoratissimum NRRL 54006 is the source of this 1481-nucleotide messenger RNA. Its product is annotated as enoyl-CoA hydratase. The transcript has 2 exons. The record is from RefSeq and is a predicted model, not a curated record. NCBI's taxonomy places the organism in Eukaryota, Fungi, Ascomycota, Sordariomycetes, Hypocreales, Nectriaceae. The coding region runs from base 346 to 1254 and encodes 302 amino acids.